UUCCUUUAUGCGUUUCAUUUUGGCACGCCACUUCCUUGAACGUGUGACCAACCAAUAAAAUUUCAGCCUCCACCCGGCUCAUACAAAAGGGAACAGAGCACUUUGUACGUUCGAACGCCGCUCAAAAUUGAAGUUUUGGUAAGGAACACCGGGCCGAACAAGCGUGUCUGUGUGUCUUCAAGUUUCUCGGAUGGACUCGCUAAAUUUGUCCGAAUUAACCAUCACGCAAUGGGCCACCAUUGGUUUUGGUGCAUUGGUGAGCUGGCUCAUGCUCUCGUGGAUUUCGCAACCAAAAACGAAGCAGUUCAAGGUUGAGCCACCUGCUGCUGCUCAUCCAUCCUGGAAAGGCCCAGUUCUUGAAAACCCCUCUAUUCGCGACCCUCACAACCCGGGUGAGAUUGUGUGCUAUGACCCUGCCACUGGCUACCACAUGGGUAAUAUUCCCUCGCCUACGGUCAAGCAAGUCGGAGAGGCUUAUGAACGUGCCCGUAGUGCCCAACAAAAAUGGACAAAGACUACGUUUGAACAACGACGUGCUGUCUUGCGAAGCUUAUUGGAUUUUGUGCUCGAAAAUCAAGAAGAUAUUUGCCGCGUUGGAUGCAGAGACACUGGCAAGACGAUGGUGGAUGCCUCGCUUGGUGAAGUCAUUACGACCUGUGCCAAAUUACGCUGGACUAUUGACAACGGUGAAGCCGUUCUUUCGCCUGAAUACCGUGAUCCUGGAUUGAUGAUGAUGUACAAGCAUGCCAAAAUUGUGUAUCAACCCAUGGGAGUUGUUGCUGCUCUUGUCAGCUGGAACUAUCCGUUCCAUAAUGCAUUGGGUCCCGUGAUUUCUGCUUUGAUGUCUGGUAAUGCCAUCAUUGUCAAAGCAUCCGAAUAUGUUGCCUGGUCGACACAGUACUACCAGCGUAUUGUUCAGACCUGCUUGGCUGAGCACGGCCACGACCCCGAUCUCGUUCAAUUCAUUACUGGUUUCGCUGACGUCGGUGAGGCUAUAGUUCGAUCCGGUGUGAACCAUGUCACUUUCAUUGGCUCGCCUGGUGUUGGCAAGCUCGUGCAACGCAAUGCUGUCGACUCUCUGGUACCCUGUCUGCUCGAAUUGGGUGGCAAAGACUGUGCCAUUUUGCUCAAGGAUACGGAUCUCAACCAGGCUAUUCCAGUGCUGAUGCGCGGUGUUUUCCAGAACUGCGGUCAGAACUGUAUUGGUAUCGAACGUAUUAUCAUUGCUGCUGAAAUCUAUGACAAGGUCAUCGCAGAAAUGGAGAAGCGUAUCUCGGGACUUCGUCAGGGCUCUGUAUUGGCUGAUGGUGAAGGCGUCGACUGUGGUGCACAGACAAUGGGUACACAGUUUGAGAAACUGGAAGGACUUGUUCAAGAGGCUGUGUCGCGCGGUGCUCGUUUGUUGAAGGGUGGUAAGCGCUACCAACAUCCCAAGCAUCCUCAUGGCCAAUACUUUGAGCCGACAUUGCUUGUGGAUGUGACCCCGGAUAUGGAAAUUGCCAACGAAGAAGCCUUUGCACCCAUUAUGGUCAUCAUGAAGCAUAAUGGACCUGAGGAUGCUGUUCGUAUUGCCAAUGCUUGCCCUUACGGCUUGGGAUCGUCCGUGUUCUCUGCUGAUAAGACGCUUGCUGAACGUAUGUGCCUUCAACUCAAGACUGGUAUGACAAACGUGAACGAUUUUGCUGUCAACUACUUGUGCCAGAGCUUGCCAUUUGGCGGUGUUGGUAUCUCCGGAUAUGGCCGCUUUGCUGGUGUUGAAGGUCUCCGCGGCUUGUGUGUGCCCAAGGCCGUCACUGUAGAUCGCAUUCCUUUCGUCAAGACGCCCAUUCCUCCGAUCCUCGACUACCCCAUCGAUAGCUUGACCAAGAGCUUCACGUUCUUGCAAGGCUUGAUCAAUAUGAUGUAUGCACCAUACUAUCUGGCCAAGGUUAAGGCAGUGUUUGAUCUUGCCAAGGCAAACAUGUAAAAAAAGAAACUGUUGCUUUUCGCCAUUAUUUCCCCUCUAAACCUCUUCCCUACUACUUUACACGCGAAAAACACGUAAACAUCUUUUCCCCUACUCUUUCAAUGUUUCUCUCUUUCGUUGUAUCUAUUAUUCUACAAACUAAAAAACUUUAAAAAAAGUAAUUUAACACUUGACUGUAAUAAUCACGCUCUUGCG
Zychaea mexicana is the source of this 2161-nucleotide messenger RNA. RefSeq names its product Aldehyde/histidinol dehydrogenase. The record is from RefSeq and is a predicted model, not a curated record. The coding region runs from base 191 to 1966 and encodes 591 amino acids. The transcript is spliced from 7 exons. NCBI's taxonomy places the organism in Eukaryota, Fungi, Mucoromycota, Mucoromycetes, Mucorales, Lichtheimiaceae. Gene Ontology annotation, molecular function: aldehyde dehydrogenase (NAD+) activity.